AUGGCGGCGGCCGGCCCCGAGCAGGUAACAGUGGCUUCCAGAAUGUCACCAAGGAAGCCUCUUUCUGGACAUCAGCUCCUUUUACAAUAAUAAGGAAAGCAGAAGACAUUUUUACCCUUUACAUUAGCAUAUACACACACACACACAGAGUAUAGCAAGCUUAAGGUGCAGCUUCAGUAUUCACUCAGAUGAGCAAAUCUAACACCAUCAAAAAGAUCAAUCCCUUACUUGAAGAACUGGGUCCUAAAAUAGCAAAUGACUACAUUCAAGAAAGGUGGAACAAAAUUUUGUUCAAAGUUAUGAAAAUGCAUCUAAUUUAUCUCUCCAUGACUAUCUGUGAGAGUUUCCUCCGCAUGUGAACUUGUCAAAUUGAUAGGAUAUACUUUGCAAUCUAAUCACUGCAAGACAGUAAAGUAAAGCUAUGCUGGCCAGCUUCCCUCCAUGGCAGCAAAGUUCUAAUGGCCCUGUGAAGAAGUCUAUGCGUGAGAAGGCUGUAGAACGCAGGAAUGUUAAUAAGGAGCACAACAGUAACUUUAAAGCGGGAUACAUUCCAAUUGAUGAAGACCGUCUCCAUAAGACAGGCUUACGUGGCAGGAAAGGCAACUUGGCCAUUUGUGUGAUCGUUCUUCUUUUCAUUUUGGCUGUCAUCAAUUUGAUUAUUACACUUGUUAUCUGGGCUGUAAUUCGAAUUGGUCCCAAUGGCUGUGACAGUAUGGAGUUCCAUGAGAGUGGCUUACUGAGGUUUAAGCAAGUGUCUGACAUGGGCGUUAUACAUCCAUUAUAUAAAAGCACUGUAGGAGGCAGACGUAAUGAAGAUUUGGUGAUUACUGGAAAUAAUCAGCCUAUUGUAUUUCAGCAAGGAACAACAAAGCUUAGUGUGGACAAGGACAAAACUUCUAUUACCAGUGACAUUGGCAUGGAAUUUGUUGAUCCACGGACACAGAACACCUUGUUCAGCACAGACUAUGAAACUCAUGAGUUUCACCUGCCAAAUGGAGUUAAAAUCUUGAAUGUACAAAAGGCUUCUACAGAGAGGAUUACCAGCAAUGCAACGAGUGAUCUAAACAUAAAGGUUGAUGGACGUGCUAUUGUCCGUGGAAAUGAAGGAGUUUUCAUUACAGGCAAGACCAUUGAGUUUCGCAUGGGAGGUAACAUGGAACUUAAAGCAGAAAACAGCAUUAUCCUAAAUGGAACAGUGAUGGUCAGCCCGUCGCGAUUGCCAAGUUCUUCUUAUGGGGAACAGUUUAAUAAUGGUAACUGGCUGCGUUUCAAGCUCUGCAUGUGCGCAGAUGGAACACUGUUCAAGGUUCAAGUGACAGGAUAUAACAUGGGGUGUCAGACUUCUGUCAAUCCAUGUGGAGCCACACACUAAACACAAAGCACUACCAGGAGAGUUCUCUUCUGUGUUUACAUUUGUUUGUAUGAAGCAAUUGCAUGCCUUCAAGCAUUACUGUUUUUACAGCAGUUUAUAUUAACACUGAUUAUAUAGUAUUUUUAAACACAGGUUUUGUUCAGCAGUAUUGUUUCAUCAUCAUAUUUGUCCUUAUAAUGGCUCUAAUUUAGUAAGGUGCUGUAACAUGUUUCAAUUUACAUGCAUACUGAAGUACCUUCCUGAAUUGGGACUAAUACAAUAUAUUUAAAGGUAACGUGAUCGUGGAAAUGAUAUGGACUGCCUUCAGUUGUCCCUAAAGUAGGUUUUUGUCCUGCCUCCCAAGACCUUGAAGAUUGCCAAGAAUAAAACUGCAGUUUGAAGCACUUCAGCAGGAAUGUCAAUGUGCUGUUCGAAGCAGAUUGGUCUAAUAUAAGUGGCAAACUUCUGUUUCUUCUACUCACUCUCUUGCCAAAUGUUGAUAUCAAUGAUAAUAUCAUAUUGAUGAUAUAAAGAUUUCUCUCCAAAUAAGUGGUCUGCCAUAUGUGUACUAAAAGACAGGCAAUGGCAGAUACACUUUUAAAUACUGCAUUACUUCUGCCACAUAGUCUCAUGGAGUUAAAAAAAGAAAGAUUAAUAUCAAUAAUAUUUGCAAAGUAAUGUAGAGUAUGGAAAUGUAAUUUUUAAUUUUGAAAUAUUCUAGCUGGUAAUAAUAGAAAUUAUAAUUACUGAAGUGUUUCUUGAGCUCCAGUAUAUCUGUGCAGUUUAGGUAGUAUACAUUUGCUUGAUUUAUGUGAAGUAUUUAUAAAAUGUGUUUAUAUUAAAAGUACAUUUUUUAAUAUUUACUGAAAAUUUGCUCACUGUCCAAAAGAAUAGUAUUUUCCUGGGUGCUUUAAUGUGAACAAUAUAUUAAUUUAUUACUUAACACCUGGUAAUCUGAAGCAUGGCAUGGCUAUAAGAAGCAGUGUUUGAGAUUAGAUCUCUUUUUUCCAUGAAUAUCAGUACUAAUGCAUUACUGAGAACCUCAGAAUUAAAUUCUGAAUUUACCAAAUUGUAAGUAAGUCUGCAAUUCUAAAUGUGAUGGUAUUGGAUCCCACGACAGUAUGGUAAACACAUGUCUAUCUGAACAUGUCAACAGUGAAACUUUAUGUAUAAUGAACUGAGACCUUACAGAAACUGUUAUAGCCUUAUAGAUACUUUGGAGAGAGAAGGUGUUUUGUACUAAAAGACCAGCUCAUUUUAAGAUUCUCCCCUUCUUCGCAUUUGUUUUUUAAAAUAUUUUUUAUGCAGUAGCAUCAAGUAACCUUAAUGGAGACCACAAAGGUGACUUGAUAAGCACUUGACAAGUUUUUCCAGAUAAGCACACACUAUGCUUCCUGAAAGUUGUACAAAUGUUACAUAUUAACUUCAGAAUUGAAUUUUUCAUUUGUUACGGGAAGACAAAUAACAAUCUAGUUUUGUUUUAUAGCUCGCAAAGCACAGAGAAAUCCACAAAGGACAAGUCAGUCCCUGCUGCAAAGAACUUCCAAUCUGAGGUUUUGAUUCCUGCCUUUGACUAGAAGUCAGUAGGCUCUAAAUGGGUGGAAGUGAUUUUAGAGAGGGGAAUGGGCAGGUCAGAGGGGUCACAUAAGGAAAAUAUGUCAGUAAAAUUGCAUAAAGGCACAGCAGAAGUUUUGAUUCUCAGUUUCAGGUCAGGGUUAUUUUGAACAAAAAUGGAAUAAAAUACAAGAAAAGUCACUUAAUUGCUCACAGUAGAGAUUAUGGAAAAAUGCUAACAUUUUGCACACUACAUUUAUAGUUUUACUACAGUUAGUAUUUAUUAAUUGUGUCAGAGAUUUUGCUGAAAGCAUGCAUGCAUACAUCUUUUUGCUGCUCUAAAUGGUGCCCUAAUUGGUAUUUGUUACAAUUAAGUGGAAGAAACAAACCAUGACAGUGUUAGAACUUUUGUUCUCUUACUAAUAGUAGUAUCAGCAGAACCCUCAAAGCUGAAAUAGAUCUUGGUAAAUAACAAAUACUGCCUUGAUAAAUAGACUACAUAUAAAGAACACACUAUAGCUCUUGGCUGGUUAACACUGUUAUUUCUAUGUGGUAAUACUAGAUUCUUUACCUGUAACUAUCAGAAUUCUUUUUAAAAUACUACAUGCUGAAAAAAUUGUCACAAAGCUGCUUUUAAAUUAUGAUUUGGAUAAUUGUUUUUUGAAGUGUAGAUUUUCAGUCAAAACUGAGAAAACACGAUUUUACAGAUAGCAAUGAAUAUAAAUUAUCAAUUUGUUGGCCAUUAUUUAUGUAUUGUUAAUGUAUUUUGUUGCUUUCACUACAGAGUUUGAGAAAUGUUGGUGCUUUACAUACCUUGUGGUGUGCAUUUUUUGUGGUUUAUCUUUUAAUUGCCUAACAUACGUUUUUCUAUACUUGUUAAAAAUACUGUGUGAAAUUUAUUUCAAUCUUGCGGAUGCACUUGAGAGUCUAGAUGUAUUUAAAGACCAGACUACAUGCCUUUAAAAAAUACAGCACUGGGUACUUUAAAACAACUUGUAUGUGAAGAAUUAUCUGCAUCUGUAAAGGUGGUGGAUGUUUCAGUAAGUAAAAGACAAUUUGAUUUCUCACCUUUGUUUUGAAAUGGAACAAUAAAUUCUAAGACACAA
This is a messenger RNA of Rhea pennata, 4011 nucleotides long. It is a transcript of the gene SGCB, whose product is annotated as sarcoglycan beta. The record is from RefSeq and is a predicted model, not a curated record. Gene Ontology annotation, biological process: muscle organ development. The coding region runs from base 422 to 1372 and encodes 316 amino acids. Lineage: Eukaryota; Metazoa; Chordata; Aves; Rheiformes; Rheidae. Gene Ontology annotation, cellular component: sarcoglycan complex; sarcolemma. The transcript is spliced from 7 exons.